AGUGGAUACUUACCUCCGCGAGUAGUUUUGAUUGUUCUGCAACUUUUGUAUUGAUAAAACCCCGACACAGCUGCGGCGCCCUGCUUCUGUAGUUGUACCCCUUUGUCCUUGGCAGGGUUGAAAAAAGAUAAACAUAAAGCCAGUAGCAGUACAUUCCAGUUCCAACACCACGACCAAAAUGUUGUCCCUUUUGAAAUUCGUCCUCUCCACCUCCCACCUUUUCUUCACCACCCUAAUCCCGGCGAUGAAGACCAAAACCGAGUCCAUCGCCGACACCGUCCUCCACCUACUCGAGGAGGAGUGCAUCCCCUACCCCCGCCCCCAAUUCGUCGAGUCGUUGCACACCCUGGCGAUGAAGGGCGUGGAAGCGAUGCAAGCGCUCCACUUGGACGGCCAAGGGCCGGGGAUUGCGUUCUUGACCUACAUGACGGGAAUCUACGAACUGCUCGCCGACCACCCCUACUCCGCGUUCGAGUGCCCGCUGCUUUUGACCGCGCAUUGCAGGAAAACCGCGGACUUGGCUCUCGCCAUCGGGCACCGGAACCGCGCGCGCGUGUUACUGCAGAUCGGGAACAUGUUUUAUCCCGUGCAAAACUAUGACUAUCGUAGUACUCGUAGUAAUCGCAGUCAUGCAUUACAAGUCUCUUUCGUAAGGCACAUCCGCAUUGCAGAUUCUACUUUUCGUGCUAAGGAAAUUUGUAAUGCAAUUCAUACUUUACUAGUACGACUACGAUGCUUUUGCAAUUCAUAUGUUUAAGCUCUCGGCCAUGUCCCGUUGGUGGUCGGUGGUCGGCGAAUACCGGGAGAGAAAGGAAAAACCGCCAAAGGAACUCCAGAGGUUCCACCCCCGGAUGCAGAUGGACUACUCGCUGGGAUUGAGUGUUUUAACGAGCGACCUGAUGGAGAAGCCGCGGGAGUAUAAGAGAUGGAAAGAUAGAAAUACAACUACGAGAAAUAAAGAUUUGAAAAUCGACGUCCUCAGCAUCUGCGUCUACAAGCCGGACAACACCUCGAACACGGUUUUGGAAUCCCCGCUACCGUAUGCAUUGCAAAAGUAUCGCAUUCGUAUAUUAAACCGCAGCUAUGCAUGACAAACCUAGACUCCAUACCUGAAUCAGCAUUACAAAUUCCAACUUUUUUCUUCAAAAAAAUUAAAUUUGUCUUGCAGUUUAUACUAGUGCGAUACUUUUGCAAUGCAUAUAUCGCAGAUGAGCCCGAAAAACCACCAGCAGUACGUGGAUUUCACCGGGUUAAACGGGUAUUUCCUCCACACAUCGUUAUUAACCCCGCCCGACGUGGAAGCGCACUACAGCAAAUUCCUUGCGGUCAUGCAGCAUCUCUCCGAGCACCCGGAGACAGAUUGGGUAUUCUUCAUCGACUGCGACGCGUUUUUCACGGAUUACGACACCACGGUGCAGGACCUACUCGCAACCUUCGCAUAUGCUGUGCAAAAAUAUCGUACUAGUAGGAAUCGCAUUACAAAGUAGCUUAACAUGAGAAAUGGAAUUUGUAAUGCGGAUCUCCCUUAAGAUGGAGACUUGUCAUGUAUGAUUGCGAUUACUACGAAUGCGAUACUUUUCCAAUGCAUAUCGCAGGGUUAGAAAAAGCCUCGUCGGAAGCCAUACUGGCGGAAUCAGAAUCAGAAGCGGCAGAGCAAGAAGAAUCCUCGCCGGUAAACUUCAUCGUUGCGGAGGACACCGGCGGGAUAAACACGGGCGUGUUCGCGGUGAAAAAUACCCCUUGGUCGAUGGAAUAUUUGUCAAGAGUGACGAAGUCGCCAUUUACGACAGCGUGGGACCAGAGCAUGUUCUUCAUGGAAAUUGUCAACAUGACCUUGUGGGACUACUCCGACGACUUCAGGUAAUGUAAUGAGAUGUUGUUGGGCUUGCGCUUGGGGUGUAGGUAUGAAAUGUUUCUCGUUCGGUUUUUCCGAUCCGACGCAUACGCGAUCCGUAUUUCUCGGUAGCCACCUCAUUGUAAAACCAAAACUCCAUAUAUCGCACAGGUUACCAAAAGAGGUCGUCUUCGUGCACCAAUCCCACCUGAACGCGUUUGUCCCCCCUGCAAGUUAGGACUGGCAGGCCUACGAGUGGCAGCCGGGCGACUACGCCCGGCACUUUGCCGGGUGCCCGUGGCAGGAGGCGCCCUGCCUGAAUAUGAUGUAUGAAACCAUGGAAUUCGUCGAAACGAAUUUUGGGCCGCAAAUGCGGGCCAAGGGCGUAGCAGCGGUCGAAGUGCCGCCGAAGGGAGAGUAUGUAACCAGGCUGCCCAGAGGGUGAAGAGACAAAGAACCGAGCGAUGCUCUUGCCAUUUUCUAGAUAUUGAUAUUGCUAAUGCUAUCGCAUGAUAGUCAGCAAAGUAUAGUAAGCAGAAGCUACACCACACCCACGUGGUCUUCAUUGGCGAGGACGAUCAACAUCGCGAAUACACAGAUGACACCAGCACAUGGCAGAAUGCGUGUCGUGCAUGUUCGUCAAGCGACUACAACAUGAGAGAACGGCAACGGCUGAGUCCUCAUUGGAAU
Molecule: messenger RNA, 2524 nt
Organism: Amoebophrya sp. A120
Lineage: Eukaryota; Dinophyceae; Syndiniales; Amoebophryaceae
Source: the annotation of a GenBank genome assembly